AUGUCUCGUUUAAGUAAUUCCACUGAAACAAUGACUGGGUUAAGUGCUAACGAAUCUAACAACUCAUUUAAUAACUAUAGAAAAAAUUUCCCCACUUCAUCUUCUUCAGAAACACAUAAGAAUUCUAGUGAUGAGAGAAAUAACUUAACUUCUGGAGAUAUUUGUCGAUUGAACUAUAGUUUUGCAGAAUCUCCUGAAUUAGAUAUAGAUCGGAAUCAAUCAGCGCAACAAAGGGAUAAGAUUCAUGAUGGAGCUAGUGAAUCUUUAACUAAUUCCCCACUAGAUAGUACUGUAAGAAACGACACUAUUUCCCAGGUAGACAAAAUUAAGAUAAACAAUUCGAAGAAUUCAAAAAGCACUUCGAACUCUGCCGCAGGGAUUAUUAACUCAUUCAAGUCUUGGACAAAUUCACUAGUCACACAUUUAUCUAAACAGAAAGGCCGAAACAGGCGUGACAGAUCGUCCAGAAACAUGGAUACUCCAUUAAAUGUGGAAGCUAAUACUGAAGUCCGUGGUAGAAUAUCACAAAUCGAGGACAAUACUUCUAAUGCUUUUCGCGCAAACAUUUCAGAUGAGGAGUUUGCAAGAAGAAUGCAGAUAGAGGAAUUAAAUAAUUUUGGAGCAUUACAUAUUAUGGAAAACAACUCAAGUCUUCCCCCGUAUUUGUUAGGGAAUUUUCAAGAUGCUAAUUAUAAUCCUAAUAUAACCGUUUCAUCAUCUAACAGUAUGACGGUUAGUCCUUUUCAAGGUGCCCCGUACAAAUUUGAAUUCCAAUCCUCAGAUGAUGAGCGAUAA
Molecule: messenger RNA, 795 nt
Organism: Cryptosporidium ubiquitum
Lineage: Eukaryota; Apicomplexa; Conoidasida; Eucoccidiorida; Cryptosporidiidae
Exons: 1
Coding region: 1-795 (264 amino acids)
Source: RefSeq, a predicted model, not a curated record